Messenger RNA from Kickxella alabastrina, 1613 nucleotides. RefSeq lists its product as uncharacterized. Gene Ontology annotation, cellular component: cytosol. The record is from RefSeq and is a predicted model, not a curated record. Gene Ontology annotation, molecular function: FMN binding; flavin adenine dinucleotide binding; [methionine synthase] reductase (NADPH) activity. Gene Ontology annotation, biological process: homocysteine metabolic process. The transcript has a single exon. The annotation marks the transcript as partial. Lineage: Eukaryota; Fungi; Kickxellomycota; Kickxellomycetes; Kickxellales; Kickxellaceae.
AUGAGCUCUGACAAAUUCAUUGACAAACAAGUAGUGUUUCUCUAUGCGUCACAAACCGGCAACGCCGAAAGCAUCAGCCACAACAUCUACCUCGAGGCCAUCCGUCGCGGGUUCCGCGCCUCCCACCACGUCCUCGACGACUACAGGAAAUUCAACUUUGACUCCCUCCGCACCAUCGUCUUUGUGGUCUCCACCACAGGCGAUGGCGACCCGCCGGAUAACUCGGCGAGGUUCUGGCGGGUCCUGCGUAAAUCAUCCAAGCAGUCUGAGGCUUAUGCCCAUUUGAGGUAUGCGGUGUUGGGCUUGGGGGAUACUAAUUAUUCGAACUUUUGCAAUACUGCGCAGAGGCUGGAUAAGCAGCUGGAGGAGGCCGGGGCGAGGAGGUUUUAUCGGAAGGGGCUGGCGGAUGACGCCACGGGGAUGGAGGAUGUUGUGGAGCCAUGGAUCGAUGGGUUGUGGGAGAAGCUGGAGGAGAUCGCGGAGUGCAGCGGGAAGAAAGACGAAGGGGGCGAGAAGGGCGAGAAGGGCGAGAAGGGUGAAGAGGGUGAAGAGGGUGAAGAGGGUGAAGAGGCCAAGGAGGCCAAGGAGGGUGAAGAGGCCAAGGAGGCCAAGGAGGGUGAAGAGGCCAAGGAGGCUGAAGAGGCCAAGGAGGCCAUGGAGGCUGAGGAGCCCAAGGAGGCUGAGGAGAUGAACAAGGCCGCCUCUGUCGACCAGGCUGCCGCCGGGUUGGGCGCGCUAAGCCUGUCGGACGCCGACGGGUCCGCUGGCAUCCCCCCAGUGGUCCUCGACUUCCGCGCAAUGUCCGGCCUCAGCGCGCUCACCGGCGUACCCCGCGCCCCCGCGGCCCUCUGCACCACGGCCAUUGGCCCCCCACCACCAGCACCCGGCGCCCGCGACUCCGCAGCCUCGCUUCCGCCGUGGCACCUGGACAUCUGCAGCAGCUCCACCUCCGACCCAGAGCAGCAGCCGUUUGUCGCCGCACUUCGGUCACGCGAGCCGCUAACAUCGGACGACGCAGUGAAGCGCACGCUCCUGGCCGAGCUGCAGCUGCCGGCCCCGGACCGCACGUGCAGCCGCGCCGGCGACGCAUUCAACGUGUAUGCGCCCAACGAUCCGCGCAAGGUAGCAGCGCUCCUGCAGCAGCUGCGGCUGGACGGCGAGGCCGGUGGCCGGCUGGCCGUGGGAUCGCUGGACGAGCGCAUUGCAGUGCCGGUGCACCUGCGCAGAUUCACCACCGCCGUUGGCGGCAGCGCCCACACCGCGGACAGCGCCCACACCGCGGACAGCGCCCACACCGCGGACAGCGCCCACACCGCGGACAGCGCCCACACCGCGGACAGCGCCCACACCGCGGACAGCGCCCACACCACCCACACCGCCCACACCGCCCACACCGCCCACACCGCCCACACUGUCGACAGCGUCCUAAGGUGGGCGGUGGACCUGCACCAAGCGCCGAAGCGCCAGGCCCUGCGCGCGCUAGCAGACUGCUGCGCAGAGGCGGAGGACCGCGAGCGGCUGCUGUUCCUGAGCAGCCGGCAGGGCACGGGCCAGUACGAGCGCCUGCGCGCACAAAGCGCCGGGGUCCCCGAGACCCUUGCGCUCUUCCCCUC